GCAGUUACUGUAGUAGACCGCUACUCCUAUUAGUCUUGUCGUGAAUCCAGACCCCCCGGCCGCCUGUUUCCGUCCUCCGUCCCCUAUUCUCCGCUCCACGCCGAACUUCCAUAGCCGGCGCCGUAGAUUGCAGCCACCGCACCGGGAGCCCGUAAGGGAUUUGCCUGCAUCGACGGAUGGAUCGCGUCAAGAAGACGAGCAGCCCCGCCGCCGACCUCACCGACGACCUCAUCGUGGAGAUCCUCUCGCGUCUCCCGGCCAAAUCGAUCUGCCGUUUCAAGUGUGUCUCCCCGCACUGGCGCAGCCUCAUCACCGACCGCGCCAACCGCAGGAAGCUCCCCCAAACCCUCUCGGGCUUCUUCCGCCACACCGUCGGGCAAGACGGACACAACGAACCUAUAUCAGUUCCUGUUUUUUACAGCAUCGUCUCUGGGUUGGGGGAGGAAGAGAAGCAUGUUCGUGACCCCUCAUUGUCCUUCUUGCCCGGCUGCUACAAGACAAUUAUUCCGAAGGACUGCUGCAAUGGCCUGCUCCUGUGCCUCUGUUGGAAGGGUUCUCCCAAAGACGAGUCCAACUAUGUGGUGUGCAAUCCUGCUACGGAGAAAUGGGUGAUCUUGCCACAGUCUGACCAGGCCAGCCAAUUGUUCGUCAGGCAUGUGGGUUUUGAUCCCGCCGUCUCCUCCCAUUUCCACGUGUUCUCCGUCCUCGAGGGUCUGGACGGGUAUACCACUGGAGUAGAUGUGUACUCGUCCGAAGCAAAAGCUUGGAGUUACAAGGAAAAUGGCUGGGCCGAUGAAACUGUGUUGUAUGAACCAAGUGUCUUUCUCAAUGGCAUGAUGCAUUUCGUCUCCUGUGAAUUUACAAUAGUUGCAUUGGACACACAGGGCAAGUCAUGGAGGACCAUUCCUCUGUUGCAAACCAUGGGUUAUGAAGAUUACUUCUACGGGAAUUGUGCUAUUAUUGGUCAGUCCCAGGGUCACUUGCAUUAUCUAAAUGUUAGGGAAAGAGAUGCCUCUACACUAUCAGUCUGGACUCUUAGUAACUAUUGCAGUGGUGAAUGGCUCUUCAAGUACAACAUUAACAUUUUCCAGCUUUUCGGAUGGAAGGAUGUCAUCAAUCAACGCCAAUGGGACUAUACUUUGGUUGCAAUCCAUCCAGAAUGCAGUUUGAUUUUCUAUAUUUUGCAUCAUGAGAAUAUGCUACUAUCAUAUGACAUGGAUCAUGGGAAAGUUCACGUUAUCCGCAAACUCAAAGAACAUUACUAUGGAGCUACAUACAUUCCAUAUGUUCCCUUGUUCACGGAGUCAUUGGUUGAUCAUGAAUAGAUAUGCUUCUCCCACACGGAGUCAUUGGCUGAUCAUGCAUAGAUAUGCUUCUCCCAGAGUAAAUGCCAACAACUGUUUUCGUAAGGUUACAGUGAUGUCUUUUCAAUUCCUGUGUCUUGAGCCGUGAUAUAAUUAAACUCUGGAGUGGCAACUUAGGUAUUUAAUUCCGUGAUACUUCUGUUUGUGCUAUGCAUGCAUACCCACUUUUAUUUUGUCAAUAACUUUAGUUAUACCAUGGAGAUCUUGUAACUUGACAUUACAUCAUCAGUGAUUCAGUUAAUCCAACCUUUUUGUGACUA
This is a messenger RNA of Brachypodium distachyon (stiff brome), 1624 nucleotides long. RefSeq names its product F-box protein At5g07610. Bases 177 to 1325 code for a protein of 382 amino acids. Lineage: Eukaryota; Viridiplantae; Streptophyta; Magnoliopsida; Poales; Poaceae. The record is from RefSeq and is a predicted model, not a curated record. Gene Ontology annotation, molecular function: protein binding. The transcript has 2 exons.